AUGAUGCUCGGGGCUCGACUCGUUUGUUCGAUUGAACUGCUCAAAUUUGACUCGAGGUCGAGUUUAACCGAGCUCGAGUCGAACAUUGACUCGAGCGUUUGUGAACAACUUGUGAGCCACUCGACUGAGAUGGCAGGGAAGGACGACGCCAUGGAGGCUCUCAAGAGGGAGGCCGUUGAUUUGGAGAAUAUACCGAUCGCGGAGGUUUUCGAGAAUCUGAGGUGCUCGAAAGAGGGGCUGUCGUCGGAGGAUGCUAGCAGGAGGCUCGAGAUAUUUGGUCAGAACAAGCUUGAGGAGAAGGAGGAGAGUAAAUUUCUGAAGUUCUUGGGAUUUAUGUGGAAUCCUCUGUCCUGGGUGAUGGAAGCAGCGGCUAUCAUGGCCAUCGCUCUUGCAAAUGGAGGAGGGAGACCACCUGAUUGGCAGGACUUUGUUGGGAUCAUAAUUCUUCUUGUGAUUAACUCUACCAUAAGUUUCAUAGAGGAGAACAAUGCCGGGAAUGCCGCUGCUGCCCUCAUGGCUCGUCUUGCACCUAAAGCAAAGGUUCUUCGUGACGGGCGUUGGAAUGAGGAAGAUGCAGCCGUUCUUGUUCCUGGCGAUGUUAUAAGUAUAAAAUUGGGUGAUAUUAUUCCAGCCGAUGCCCGACUCCUUGAGGGUGAUCCUAUGAAGAUUGACCAGUCUUCUCUAACGGGUGAAUCCCUGCCCGUGACAAAAGCCCCAGGAGAUGGUGUUUACUCCGGCUCUACGGUCAAACAGGGCGAAAUUGAAGCAGUGGUUAUUGCAACUGGUGUUCACACAUUCUUCGGGAAGGCUGCCCACUUAGUGGAUUCCACUAAUCAAGUGGGACAUUUCCAGAAGGUCCUUACUGCGAUCGGAAAUUUCUGCAUAUGCUCGAUUGCAGUGGGAAUGGUCAUUGAGAUCAUUGUGAUGUACCCAAUUCAGCAUCGUGCUUAUCGUCCGGGCAUUGAUAAUUUGCUCGUGCUCCUGAUUGGUGGAAUCCCUAUUGCAAUGCCAACUGUCUUAUCUGUUACAAUGGCAAUCGGUUCACACCGUUUGUCCCAGCAGGGAGCCAUCACUAAGAGAAUGACAGCAAUUGAAGAAAUGGCUGGCAUGGAUGUGCUUUGCAGUGAUAAAACUGGGACUCUCACACUAAAUAAGCUAACAGUUGACAAAAAUCUCAUUGAGGUUUUUACAAAAGGAGUGGAUGCGGAUACUGUAGUUCUCAUGGCUGCCCGAGCUUCUCGUCUGGAAAAUCAAGAUGCCAUUGAUGCUGCAAUUGUGGGGAUGUUGGCUGACCCCAAGGAGGCAAGGGCAGGAAUUCAGGAGGUCCAUUUCUUACCAUUCAAUCCAACUGAUAAGCGAACUGCAUUGACUUACAUUGAUCGUGAAGGUAAAAUGCAUCGAGCCAGCAAGGGAGCCCCUGAACAGAUACUGGACCUUGCGUACAACAAACAUGAGAUUGAGCGACGAGUCCAUUCAGUCAUCGAUAAGUUUGCCGAGCGAGGACUGAGAUCACUUGCAGUUGCAUACCAGGAAGUUCCUGAAGGAAGGAAAGAGAGCGCCGGGGGUCCGUGGAAAUUUUUUGGGCUCUUGCCACUUUUUGACCCUCCUAGGCAUGACAGUGCUGAGACUAUCAGAAGGGCUCUGAACCUGGGCGUAAAUGUUAAAAUGAUAACUGGUGAUCAGCUUGCUAUUGGAAAGGAAACAGGACGCCGCUUAGGUAUGGGAACAAACAUGUAUCCAUCGUCUUCUCUAUUGGGACAGGACAAAGACGAGUCUAUUGCUGCUAUGCCUAUCGAUGAAUUGAUCGAGAAGGCCGAUGGCUUUGCUGGUGUUUUCCCUGAGCAUAAGUAUGAAAUUGUCAAGCGUUUGCAAGCUCGUAAACAUAUAUGUGGGAUGACUGGAGAUGGGGUGAACGAUGCUCCUGCCCUUAAAAAGGCUGAUAUUGGAAUAGCUGUUGCUGAUGCUACUGAUGCAGCCAGAAGUGCAUCUGAUAUUGUGCUUACUGAACCUGGUCUCAGUGUGAUUAUCAGUGCUGUCCUAACCAGUCGAGCAAUCUUUCAGCGGAUGAAAAAUUACACGAUAUAUGCUGUCUCCAUCACUAUCCGGAUUGUGCUUGGGUUUAUGUUGCUAGCGCUCAUAUGGAGGUUUGAUUUCCCACCGUUCAUGGUUCUGAUUAUUGCCAUACUUAAUGACGGGACCAUCAUGACAAUAUCUAAGGAUCGGGUGAAGCCUUCUCCUUUACCAGACAGCUGGAAGCUAGCCGAGAUUUUCACGACAGGAAUUGUUCUCGGAGCCUACUUGGCAAUGAUGACCGUCAUUUUCUUCUGGGCAGCAUAUGAUACUGACUUCUUCCCUAGAGUAUUCGGAGUCAGGUCUCUCGAGAGAACAGUCAACCCAAACUUCAGAAUGCUUGCCUCGGCAAUAUACUUGCAGGUUAGUAUAGUCAGCCAGGCCCUCAUUUUCGUAACCCGAUCAAGAAGCUGGUCGUUUGUCGAGCGCCCCGGAUUUCUUCUCGUUGGGGCAUUCCUUAUUGCUCAGCUAAUUGCUACUCUGAUUGCUGUAUACGCAAAUUGGAGUUUUUGCGCAAUCGAGGGGAUAGGAUGGGGUUGGGCCGGGAUUAUAUGGCUCUAUAAUAUAGUAUUCUAUUUCCCACUCGAUCUCCUCAAAUUCUUCAUCCGAUACGCAUUGAGUGGAAAAGCCUGGGAUCUUGUUAUCGAGCAAAGGGCUGAGAGAGCUGACUACACUGAAAGGCCAUGUGGAAUCAGUUAUAAAGUUGAAGAAUCUCGACAUCGACACCAUUCAGCAGUCGUACACAGUCUGAGUUCGGACGUUUUUUUUUUUCCAGCAUAUUUUGGAUGCUUUGUUGUUCGCUACUUUUAA
Messenger RNA from Striga asiatica, 2880 nucleotides. Lineage: Eukaryota; Viridiplantae; Streptophyta; Magnoliopsida; Lamiales; Orobanchaceae. The record is from the annotation of a GenBank genome assembly.